Messenger RNA from Saccharomycodes ludwigii, 1002 nucleotides. It is a transcript of the gene BUB2, whose product is annotated as Bub2p. The record is from RefSeq and is a predicted model, not a curated record. Gene Ontology annotation, cellular component: mitotic spindle pole body. The coding region runs from base 1 to 1002 and encodes 333 amino acids. Gene Ontology annotation, molecular function: GTPase activator activity. The transcript has a single exon. Gene Ontology annotation, biological process: activation of GTPase activity; negative regulation of septation initiation signaling. NCBI's taxonomy places the organism in Eukaryota, Fungi, Ascomycota, Saccharomycetes, Saccharomycodales, Saccharomycodaceae.
AUGAAAAAGGAGGAACAAAAUAAUCUAAUAGCUCUUAAAAAUUACGAAAAUUUUAUAUAUAAACAACAACCAGUAAUAUUGAACUCAUCAUUAUCACAAUUAAGAUACCUAAUACUGACAGAAGGUUUACCGGAAAUUAUUAAUCAUUCGAACAACACCAACAUAAGAUUGCAUGUUUGGUCUAUAUUACUGCAAUGUUCAAUGGUUAAUUGUACCACAAAAUACUUAAAGUUACUAGGUAAAGGGCCACCACCCAUAAAAAUAUACGAUAAGAUAAAAAAUGAUACCUUUAGGACACUAAACACAGACGUAGAAUUUAAGACCAAAGUCGCUGAAGCUUCCUUAAUAAGGUGCUUAAGUUGUUUUUCGUGGGGGAUCCUUGAAAGAGAAACAGAAAUGGGGACAGAAAUGGGGACAGAAAGGGGGAUAGAAAGGGAGGAAAGGCUUUCUACCUACGUCCAAGGGAUGAAUGUUUUAUUGGCUCCGUUAUUGUACAUUUCAAAUGGCCUGGAGCCUAUGGCCUUCCAAUUAUUCAACAAAUUGUGCCGGUACCAUAUCCCAACAUAUUUAGAUAGGAACUUAACAGGUGUUUAUAAAGGUUGUCAAUUAGUAGAGAUAUGCUUAUUUAUAAUAGAUCCUACUUUAAGUAAAUUUUUGAGGCAAGAACAUUUAUUAACAGCAGAAAUAUACGGUGUUCCAAGCAUUUUAACUUUAAGUGCUUGCACUCCACCGUUGCAUCAAGUUAUUAAAUUAUGGGAUUUUAUGUUCGCUUACGGUUUCCAUAUGAACCUUCUAUUUAUUGUGGCACAAUUAGUGCUAAUAAGAACAGAAUUGCUAAAUAAUCCAUCUCCAAUUAAUUUUUUGAAUAACCUCCCCCCGUUCAAUGCGGAAGACGUUAUAAGGCUGGGCGUUGGUUUUUUAGCCAAAAUACCUGAUGAUAUUUAUGAACUAUUAGUUACUCAUUUAUAUAAUUAUGAUGUAGCAAUACCCAACAUGUUAUAA